This is a messenger RNA of Sclerotinia trifoliorum, 2093 nucleotides long. Lineage: Eukaryota; Fungi; Ascomycota; Leotiomycetes; Helotiales; Sclerotiniaceae. The record is from the annotation of a GenBank genome assembly.
CAAGUGGAAAAAUCUUGAGGAGACUUUUGAAAGAUCAGGCGAAGAAGGAUGACGAGAAAGCGAAGUUGUAGAUUUGGAGAGGGAAUGUAUAUACAUGUGGAUUUUAUGCAUGUCUUUGGAUAUAUAUUAUAGAUAGAUUUUGACAACAUAUUUAGUUCUUAUGACUCGAGUACCUGUCUGUAUUUGUGUUUUUCAUGUUUUGUUUUGAUUGAGAUGUCCCGAAAUCCCGAAAGCGGGAAUAUCGGCCGUGCGCCCGCUAGUUUACUCCAUAAUAUAACUUCAUCGACUUUCAAUUAAUGUUCUGUAACGCUUGCCGAUUGAAAUUGGUUGUUAUACUAAAAUUGUUAUUCGACAACAAACAUGGCAAUCAUUCGCUCUCCGGCCAUACGUCGCACAAUUUCUGGUGCUGCCCCUUAUUUGCGAUCCUCACAAAAGAGAUGGGCACAAGUUCAUGAUGUUCGGUUCUUGGCCACCCAGCAAUCGGAUAGAAUUCUGGAAAAGUAUAGGGAGAAGCUUGAUCAAAAAGCAAAGGAGUAAGUAAUCGAAAAUGAGUAAUUGAUGUGUUUAGCUUAUGAAAACUUCUAGGCAAGGACUGCGAGAUUUGAAUGAACUAAAGGGGGCCUACAAAACCAAGAUUGAGGAAUUGAAAAAGAAAGCAACCGUGACAAUUCCUGUGAAUGCCCCUCCAACACCACCACCAUCUCCGACUUCAUCACCAUUUCCCGCAGCUCCACCUCCACCUCAAGCUCCUGCUGAGAGAGCACCCUCCUCAAACCCUGGGCUGAAGACUCUAUCCUCGUACCUGGAUCUGGAGAAACUUCGCGCCUUAACACACAAAGAAAUCGAGGCACUUUGGCGACUUCGACACAUCAAAGAUGCCCAAUCAUUGUGCGCAGCGAUACCCUUACACACAUACAAAACCAUCGAAGCCACUGCAAAGAAGUUUCCAACCUUUAUCUUGCCGCUUGCAAAGGAGGGUCAGGGUGCAGAGAUUCAUUUCUUGCAAUGGACUUUCCCGGCGGAAAAUACCGUCGUUGUUCUCUUCACGCAUCUUGCAGAAUACAAAUUGAGGGGAGAAUACAGUCAGCCACAUACUACAAUUACGCAUCAUUUGGAACUUGAAAAGGAUAAGGAGUUGGUUUUAUUGCAUGGACAGGUCGUUGAAGGAAGAGGCGUGAGCGUCGACGACGCAAAAUGGUUGAUUAUGUGUUUGCAGAAAUUUUAUGGUCCAGUAGGGGAACAUAGUAAUAGACGUAGGUUGUUGGAGAUGUUUGGAAAAGGUGAUACAGCGUUCAAUGUUGAGGAUUUGGUCGAGGAGGCCGAAAAGAUCAUAUAGACGAUGGCCUAAGCAUUGUGACGAUCUAGGCGUGAUCUGAGGUUGUGGUUUGGGACAAAUGUAAGCAUGUAAAAAUCUUCUCUUCGAUAACCAUCAUGGCAGGUGUACAAAAUUUGGAUGUGCUGAGCACCAUGGUUUGCCUCUAGGAUGUGCAAGCGUCACAUGGAGAAUGAUCAUGGAGGACUUGAAAUCGUUUUCCACUUCCGUUUUGAAUGGACGACGAAGGCGGUCACUGUCCACCGCCAGACCGGCAACGAAGUCCUUAAUACUACUACAUCAAGGCCACAAAGUCACUAUUCAUACAGGGAUUUCGGCAUGCCUUGCUAUAUUGGAUUUGUGCAUCCGAACAAACCAAAAUUUUCAGAACUGCUGCAGGAUGAUGCAGCCAUUUCCGCACAGGGCAUUCCAUUCGGUGCAUUCUCAAACGCGCAGCUCCACGAAACAUGGGAUAAAUUCUACACAGAGUGCAAUUUUCGUGUUCAUAGGGAAGUAACGAAUGGCAUUUUUAACUAGAAUGUAGUAUAUAUACUUGUUCCAUUCUUUCAAAAUAUGUCAAAGUCUGCAAAACGAACGGCAAAACAAUGCAAAUUCAUCCCUGCCAAUUCAAUUUCUUUUAGGUUCUCACUUCUCAUCUCCAAUCAGCCAUCCCGUAAGGGUUGGAAUAGUGUUUUCUGUUUCUGAUAAUACCAGGGUCAGCAUCUGUGACAUUGGGAAUCUGGAAGUCUUCGGGUACUUCGACGAUAAAGGUCUCCAUCUC